Plasmodium vivax (malaria parasite P. vivax) is the source of this 2030-nucleotide messenger RNA. RefSeq lists its product as hypothetical. NCBI's taxonomy places the organism in Eukaryota, Apicomplexa, Aconoidasida, Haemosporida, Plasmodiidae. The coding region runs from base 1 to 1443 and encodes 480 amino acids. The transcript has a single exon. Gene Ontology annotation, molecular function: RNA binding. The record is from RefSeq and is a predicted model, not a curated record.
AUGGCAAAAAUGACACUCAGCAGAUGGAGCUGCUGCCAAAUCAGAUCCUUCGCAAACGCAAAGUUCCAGAAAAACACAAAAUUUGGUGAAGAACUACUCAAGUACCACCACGAGCAGUACGUGGAUAAGGCCCACUCCAGACCAGACUUAUAUUUAAAGGGUAGCGAAAAUAAGCAUGCCCAUGACAAAAGGUUAAGGAGGAACAUCCCCUUCGUCUACAGUAAUGAAGUUAAAAAUUUAGGAGAGCUGAAAGGCAAGCCUCUUACCCUUGUCAACGUGAAGAACGAAAAUGAGGAGUCGUUCGGGGUGGCUACGUUCAACCCCUAUGCGCUAAUCACCGCCAGGAUAAUAAGUACCAAUGCGCUUUUUUCCGUUAACGUGAAUUUCUUCGUGGAGCGGAUGAGGAGAGCCUUGGCGUGGCGUUCCAAGGUGGUUGAGGGGGGGAGGCGCGCCAACUGGGGGGGAGGCCUCACCGGGGGUGAAAGACCCAACGUGUGUGAAGUGACCAACUUGGGGGGAGGCCUCACCGCGGGCGAACCGCCCCUACUGCCCAGCGACACGUGCUACCGACUCAUCAAUGGCGAAGGAGACAAUCUCCCCGGACUCAUCAUCGACCGAUACCAUGACUACGUCGCCAUUCAGCACCUAACCCUCGGAAUGGAGUUGCUGGCUGCCACCAUUAACGAGGCCCUCCUGGAGGUGCUAAACCCGAAGGCUAUCCUAUUCAGGAAUGACAAUAAGGAAAGAUUAAAUGAGAGGCUACAAAUAUACAAAAAAAUUGCACACGGAAAAUUACCUGAACAAGUCAUGCUAACAGAAAAUGAUUGUUUUUUUUUUAUAGAUAUGAUCAACUCACCAAACACAGGAUGGUUUCACAACAGAAGACAUUUAAGGCAACUCCUCUCCGAUUAUGCAUAUGACAAAAAAAUUCUGGACUUGUUUUCCUAUGUAGGAAGCUUUGGAAUUCAAUGCGCAAAAAAGGGAAAGGCUAAAAAGGUCCUGUGCGUAGAGAAGGAUAGCAAGUUUACCCAGCUAGCCAAAAAGUCAGCUUACCUGAACAACCUCACAAGUAGUGACAUUGAAUUUGUUUGCUCCGAUGCAAUUGCCUUUUUGGAAAACUGCAAAGAACUCUUUGACAUUAUCAUUUUGGACCCCCCCAAUUUAAUCCCCAAGUCGAAUCUCAUCUUGUCAGGGACUAAAAGAUAUAUUCAACUCAUCCAGCUAGCGAAAAAUUACGUCUCUUCCAAUGGCCUACUGCUAAUUAUUUUCUCCACCAAAUUGUGCUCCUAUCAAGACCACAUAAACAUGAUUAAUGAGUCCUUUGUAGAUUCGAAUAGGACUGUUAGGAUUGUCGGCCAAGGGCGCGCUUCCCCUGACCACCCCGCCGACUUGUCCCUCUACCUCUUCGCUGACUUCUACUGGUUCAUCCUGCAGCUCUCCUGAAGGGGGGAGAAGCGGGGGUGGAGCGCAGGUAGCACUCAGUGAGGGAUUCCUAUCAGCUGUGCAUCAGCGGUACAUCAGCCGCUUAUAUCAGCCGCGUAGCAGAGGCGAAUAAAGCCAGGUUAACUGCCCGCACGUGAGCCUCUUCCAGUCAGGGGGCCCCUCCUCCGUUCAAGUCCACCCACUGCUCCAGCACGACACCUUCACAGUUUUCCCCUCAUGCGCAACGUUGCUGAUGCGCCAUUGUUUUAGUUCCUCGUUUGCUCGUUUUGCGUUGGCCAGGUUAUCAGCGUGGCGAACUUGGCCAGUGUUUCCACACCAGUCAGUGCUGCCACGGUUGAAACGAAUCGGGUGGACAGCCCUAAAAAGGUCACGCGGGCGUUCCCCUCCAAGAGCUCCCCACAAUCUGUGUUGUCUAUCACCAAAUUUGAUGGAAAAAGGGGUAAAGAAGUUCGCCUCCAGAAGGUGUCCUUUUUUUUCUUUCCCUUUUCCCCCCAUUUCUUCUUCCCGUUUUCCAAAUUUGCACGUUACGCGUAUCGAAAGUUCGGGGAGUACACACACGGACGGAUAACGCAACAAAAAUGAGUCAU